Molecule: messenger RNA, 321 nt
Organism: Laetiporus sulphureus 93-53
Lineage: Eukaryota; Fungi; Basidiomycota; Agaricomycetes; Polyporales; Laetiporaceae
Product: mitochondrial ribosomal protein L31
Exons: 4
Coding region: 1-321 (106 amino acids)
Cellular component (GO): mitochondrial large ribosomal subunit
Molecular function (GO): structural constituent of ribosome
Source: RefSeq, a predicted model, not a curated record
AUGUUCGGAGCUUUCAGACCGACCCCCAUUAGCAUGGGCGGUCUUCUUUGGAAGAUUCCAUGGAAGUUGUCGCCGACUAGGAAAGCCAAUGCCAGAACUCGCCUGAAGAGAGUCGACGCAGUGAUCGACGCAGUGAAGGCAAGCGGCGUAGAGUGUGAAGCUCUUACAAAAGCUCUUCAACUACCCAAGGAGCACGAAAUGUCUCCUAGAGACAAGUACACCGUUUUCACCCGGCAGCUAAGGAAGGGUUACCGCAAGGGCAUUCAUAAAGUGCCCAAAUGGACUCGGUUGACGCUGAGGACCAACCCGACUGGUUUCUGA